Cydia strobilella is the source of this 6411-nucleotide messenger RNA. Its product is annotated as protein groucho-like. Gene Ontology annotation, cellular component: nucleus; transcription regulator complex. The coding region runs from base 395 to 2467 and encodes 690 amino acids. The record is from RefSeq and is a predicted model, not a curated record. NCBI's taxonomy places the organism in Eukaryota, Metazoa, Arthropoda, Insecta, Lepidoptera, Tortricidae. Gene Ontology annotation, molecular function: transcription corepressor activity; protein binding. The transcript has 18 exons. Gene Ontology annotation, biological process: regulation of DNA-templated transcription; negative regulation of canonical Wnt signaling pathway.
GGGCUUCGUUUGGAUGUUUGGAUGAAUGAUGAAUGACAAAUUGACAGCCGAAUAAAAAUUACGGCGUGGAUUUAUGGGUUAAAAUUUUAGCAAACUGUCUGUUGCUUUUAUUAUGAACUAGUUACGAGAAUGAGAUUUUAAUGCCUAAAUUUUAUAGGGAUUUUAGUAAAGAUAACUUAAAGUUUUGUUUCCUAAGAUAAUGACCGAUAUUUCAAAAGUUUUGGAGCAAAGUUUGUGCAUAUCAUCGUUAGUAGCGCCGAGUGAUUCUCUUGUUUUCAUCGAGUUAUAGCAGUGGUGGAAAAUAUCGAAUGAAAUGGUGCCAUUAGUGCUUACUUUAUUAAAAUCGAAACAUAGUUUCAUUUGAUCGAAAGUCGGAGCAGUUUUUGUGGUCAACAUGUAUCCAGCGCCGACGCGGCACCCGGCUGCCGCGGUAAGGGGACCUCCACCUUCAUCAGGCCCUAUUAAGUUCACAGUAGCUGAUACUUUAGAACGUAUAAAAGAAGAAUUUAACUUUUUACAAGCUCAAUAUCAUAGUUUGAAAUUAGAAUGUGAAAAGCUAGCUAGUGAGAAGACAGAAAUGCAGAGGCAUUAUGUUAUGUAUUAUGAAAUGUCCUAUGGCCUUAAUGUAGAAAUGCAUAAACAGACGGAGAUAGCAAAGAGAUUGAGUGCUAUAAUAAGCCAGGUGGCACCAUUCUUGGCUCAGGAGCACCAGCAACAAGUGGCCACAGCCGUGGAGAGAGCCAAGCAGGUCACUAUGUCUGAACUUAACGCUAUUAUUGGGCAACAGCAACAACAAGGUCUACAACAGCUUCUUCAGCAGAUGCACGCGGGCGUGGGCCUGCCGCACGGCGCGGGCGCGGGGCUGCUCGGCGCCGGCCUGCUGGGCUUCCCGGGCGCCGCGCCGCCGCCGCACCAGCCGCCGCAGCAUAAGGUGGAGCUCCCGCCGCCGGCGGACAUAAAGCCACCGGUGCUGCCAGGCGCGCCGCCGCUCUUAGCGGGGCCGCGCGAGAACGACCGCCUGCACGACUCCAGGGUGCUGCCAAGGCGACACUCCGUAUCCCCGCACGAACGCGAACAGAAGUACCGUCCGCGCUCGCCGGCCGAGCCGGAGGCGCUAGACACGAAGCGACGGAAGGAGGAGAAGGUACACCAUGUCAGUCUCUCUAGUGACAGUGAUGCGGAGAAAAGUGAUCAGGACUUAGUUGUUGAUGUAGCCAAUGAGGAGGAGCGCGGGUCGCCCAGCGUGCGCACCGAGGCGGAGCGCGCGGAGAACGGUCCGCGCCCGCCCUCCCGAGGCUCUUCUUCCAGUCGCUCCACGCCCAAGAGCUCCAAGGACGAGAAGCCAGGCACACCGGGUGGAAAGCCAGCGCGGGCGGCGACUCCAACCGGUCGCUACGGCUUCCCGCCGCUGGCCGCCUACCGCCCGCCGCACCUCGACCACGCCAGGACCAACGGCCAGCCGCCGCACAAGCCGGCAUACUCGUACCACACAUGCGGCGGGCCGCUCCAGCCUGUCCCCUUUCCCGCCGAUGCGCUCGUAGGCCCCGGCAUCCCGCGCGGCGCCCGACAAGUUGCCGUGCUCCCUCACGGCGAAGUCGUCUGUGCCGUGGCGUUGUCUGUGAAUAAUGGAACGAGACACGCCUAUACGGGGGGAAAGGGAUGCGUGAAGCUGUGGGACAUAUCGAAUCCGGGGUCGCCUAAUACGCUAGAGCCAUUGUCGCAGUUGGAUUGUUUGCAACGUGAUAACUACAUCCGUAGUGUGAAAUUGCUCCCCGAUGGACGCACGCUAAUAGUAGGAGGCGAAGCGUCAAACCUGUCAAUUUGGGACUUGGGCUCCCCCACACCGCGAAUGCGUGCCGAGCUGACAUCUUCUGCACCCGCGUGCUAUGCGCUCGCCAUCAGUCCGGACUCUAAGGUGUGCUUCAGCUGUUGUUCAGACGGCAAUAUUGCAGUAUGGGACCUUCAUAAUCAGACUUUAGUUAGACAAUUUCAAGGACACACAGAUGGCGCAUCCUGCAUCGACAUCAGCGGCGACGGCUCGCGCCUGUGGACCGGCGGCCUCGACAACACCGUCCGCUCCUGGGACCUCCGCGAGGGCCGCCAGCUGCACCAGCACGACUUCAACAGCCAGAUCUUCUCGCUCGGCUACUGCCCCUCGGGAUCAUGGCUAGCAGUAGGCAUGGAGAACUCUCACGUCGAAGUCCUUCACGCGGGCAAGCCGGACCGCUACCAACUACUACUGCACGAGUCGUGCGUGCUCGCGCUCAAGUUCGCGCACCAGGGCAAGUGGUUCGCGUCCACCGGCAAGGACAACCUGCUCAACGCGUGGCGGACACCCUACGGCGCCAGCAUAUUCCAGUCAAAGGAGUCUUCAUCGGUGCUCAGUUGUGAUAUAUCAGCGGACGACAAGUUCAUAGUGACCGGCUCGGGCGACAAGAAAGCCACCGUUUACGAAGUCCUGUACUGAACACCAACUGAUCUACAAUAGGUACAUUGUAUAUGUUGUUGUUCUGAAGUACAGUCGCCAUCAGAUAUAUCGGAGCGGCCAAGGUGGUCACAAUAUCUCAACACGCACUCUAAAGCCUUGACAAUAGAGGCGUGUUUAGAUAUUUGUGAGCACCUUGGCCGCUCCGAUAUAUCUGAUGGCGACUGUACACAGUUGAAAAAAAUCAUCAGUGCCGGUUGUGAUAAAUUGGUAAUUGGUACGGACUCGGGAUGUCUUCAUGUAAACAUUCGUGUUAUUUUCCACGCAAGCAAAUUUAAUUGAUACCAUUUAAACUCUUCGAACGCUACGCCAGUCGUGCGCGGCGCGUCAUCGUAAAACAUGACGGAAUGGUUGAUAUUGGGCUAUAGCCCCACGUAUCAGGUGACGUCUUUGACGGGGAAAGGGUUAAAUUCACAAACUGGCAAAUACGCUUGCCGGACUAGAGUAUUAGGUACUGCAUUGACGGCUAGCUUGUAAUAAGUAUAAAGCUGUAUAAGUACUAAUGUUUCGCAUGGAACAUUCGAGGUGAAUCGUAAUCGAUGCUUAUUUGUCAGCAUAGUUUUUUGUUAAAAAAAAUACGCAAACGGUAAACAUUGCCAAUGAAAUCAAUUCCGAGCGCCCCCAUUAUAGAGAUUUGGUCUUAAAUAUUGUUAACUAUAUAUAUAUUUUUUUAAUACAAUAUGUUUUUAUGCUGGUCGUAAUUUGCGGUUUUUAAAGGCAUCAUAGAGGGUUUAUGAGAUGUAUGUAGCUAAAACUACAUUAUUAGGCAUAAAACAGUCGUGUGAUCCUAUUAUAAAACUCACUUUGUUCGUUUCAUAAACCCACACUCACAUUUUAAUGCAUUUCAUUAUGUAGCAAUCACAUAUUUCACAUAUCCUACUAUAGGCCUUGCUAAUUGCUAUUCCUGUAAUGUUUCUUUAAUUUCGUAAUAAACCCGUUUUCACUAUCUUGAAAUGGGUAAAAUCUGUCAAAUCGAUAUUGUGAUAUUAUUUUGACUCACGUGACUUUUAACGAAGAACCUAUUUGUGUUGUAUGUACAGACAGACUGAACGCUGAUGAGAAUUUUAAGAUCGCCGUAACUAUGAAACUAAAAUUUGAAUAGAUAGAUCAAAUUUUAUUGUCAAUAUUUCUUACCAAACAACUGAAAUGAUCGAAAAACCUAUUUACUAAUUUUAUUUUAACAAUACUUUACUGUUUAUCGAAGACUAGUUCUUUUUUAUAGAAAUCUAAAAUUGUGUAUCAAGCUGACGGACUUGACGACGACGUAAAUAGUUAUGUUUACUUUUGUCUAUAUAUAAUAAAUGUCAAUGAUUAUUUUACAAAAGACUAAACAGUAUGUAUAACCUUUUUUAAUGCAUUUAUUUAUGUCUUGUAAAAAUUCUAUGAAUAUGAUAAUUUUAGUUUUUUUUAUACGAUUAGUUAUCAUUAUCACGCAUAUCACUUGUAUAUGCGAAUAUAUUAGUAAACGCUUAUAUGUUAAACCAUGGGUUAGGAAUCUACACUCACUUCUAUUGUAUAAAAUGUUACUAUUAGCGAUUUUUCGCUAAUAAUAAAAUUUAAUGCUAAGUGUAGUUUUUAAAGUAACUAUUAGAUGAAUGUUGCACGGUUACGGAUAUUUUAGUGUUAUUGUAUAUUUUUAUAAUAAAAUUAAAUACCAUUUAUUACUUUUUAAGUUCAAUCAAACGCAGUUGUAUAAAAACGUCAAAAAUAUAUACUAUUAACAAGCAAAGUAAAUCGGCUCUAAUAAGGCCCAUAUAAUUUACAGUACUUGGACGAAAAAUCGACUAAUCCAAAUUUCAUUCAGCGAAAAAAUCGUUUCAUGAGUUUUUCCGGUUACAUGGGUAUUUUUAAAAUAUUGAGAACAAAUGUGUAUAAAAUAUUCUAUAUGAAAUAAAAUAAAUAUAACAAUAUAUCAUAUCCUCUGGUGGCGACAUUAAAACAAGUUACCUAGAAAAAUUUUUUUUUGGUUAGUGGCGUUUAUUCACAGCUGCGUUUAAUUAGGUAAAAUAUUUCGACGUCCAUUUCUUACUUGUAUUUAUUACGGAUUUAGAUAUUUAGUUUGAGACGAGGGUAUAUGAAUUCCAGACUGAAAUAAUUUUCUACAUAACUAUGAUUAUUUUGAUAAGUGUUGUUUUUUUAAAUACCAGUAUAGAUAUAUAUGUAUAUUAAUACUUUUGAUCUGAAUAUUUCAGCAUAUAUUUUUCUUCAUCUUGCCUUGUAAUAGUUUAAAUGCAACCUUAGAAAAGGAAUGUUAAAUACCUCUAUUAUAAAGAAAAAAAAAAUUGUUACAAUUUAAGAGACAAUUAAAUUGUGGCUAUAGUCCGCCAGCAGACUUAGAGAUUGCAAAAUAUACUGCUCAAAAGAAAAUAGGGGCCACUAAGUGUUUUGAACGUUGCGUGAAAAUAUGGUUGCCUCAUUUGUCAAAUUUAAAUGUCAGAUAGGUUAGAUCUCCAAAAAAUUGUACCCGCGGAAAUAAAUUUUUUUGAUAAGUCCCGAAUCUUACCUGUUUAAACUUGAAUUAAAAAAGUGAUAGUGGCCUAUAUUUUUAUUGUAAUGUGUAAAUGAGUAAAUCUUUAGUACUUCAAUAUUAAUUUAAAAAAUCCGUGGGCACAAAUUUUUUUUUCGUGGUUGGAAAAGAUAGCAAAUUACCAACCUAUCUAACAUUUUACACAGCCUGAUUUUUAACAAAACAUCCUGUAUUUUUUUAAUCACAGUAAAACAAGGCUUUGGUUGUUAUUUAAGCUUAUAAAAAGUAAAUAAGCAGUAAAUUGUUUCACAUAUUUUAAUAGACGUCAAAUUUCCUGUAAUGAUCAAAUUUCUUAGUGGCCCCUAUUUUAUUUUGAGUAGUAUAUAAUUUAAUCUGUUGUAUUUUUAUUUUAAAGGUGCAUCCAAAUCUAGCCAAUGAGCCUCGAGUGCGCACGCAAGUUUUUUAUAGAUUGCGUUAUUUAUGGGAGCAGGAGCACUAAUACGACGUGCAACCAAACGUGAAGCAAACAUUCGCUAGAUCUGGACACACUGUAUGAUUUGACCUUUUUGACCGCUAUUAUAGUACUAAUAGACGUAAGUACCGAACCGCGCCCUUAGUUCGCUCCGUAUAUCUCUUUCUAGCCUAAUCAUCUAACUCUAACCCAUAGCUGCGUCCUUAUCGGACGCAAGGCGAACUACCGUCCACACGAUCGAACACGCCUCGGAUCGCACCAAAGUCGUAGUUCGGUAUGUACGUUUAUUAUUAUUAGUACCUUUAGUCGUCUACAAAAGCAUCUAUACCCACAAGACAGUAAACUAAACCUUACCUACUUAAGCUAGUAUGGUUACUUUGGCAGUUUAAGUAAUGGAGAUUAGUAGAUCUUGGCACCGUGGGCACAACAUCUAUUGUAGAUUUUAGAGUGACGUUGAAAGGGUUAAUACAACUGCAAAAAUAAUGCAAGAUGAAUCACAAAAGACUUUUGUAAAUUUCGCUAUAAUUUAGCAGGUUUGAUUGCCUCCGUUAAAUUGUAUUUUUUUCAAAAUAGCUGUUAAAAAUACAGAGAAAUCCUAUUUCGGGUAGGUAAUAUGCGUAGUAGUGUAACUUAUUUUUAAGUACAAGAAAAUAGUUCCUUAUUAUGAUUUUUAUAAUUGAUUUAUUUGAAACCUUAGGUUCCAUGAAGUAUUGAAAUACAUAUUAAAAUGAAAUAAGAAAUAAGGUCUGAAUUACGUAAUUAAUUUGGUUGUAUAUUUUACUUUAAAUGCAUACUUAGCUACUUUGUACUUAAAUAUAUUCGCUUUUAUAAAUCAAUGUAGCAAUCUAUGAUCUGCAAAUGUGAUAGAUUUUUAUAUCCAUAAAUGCAUUUGGUUAGUGUUCCACUAAUUAUCAUUUGAGUGAGAAUCAAUUGUUAUUUCUAUGAACUGGAUUGUAUUCUUGUAUUAUAUUUAUUUGGGUAAAAUAA